Molecule: messenger RNA, 6416 nt
Organism: Myxocyprinus asiaticus (Chinese sucker)
Lineage: Eukaryota; Metazoa; Chordata; Actinopteri; Cypriniformes; Catostomidae
Product: protein FAM110A-like
Exons: 2
Coding region: 336-1628 (430 amino acids)
Source: RefSeq, a predicted model, not a curated record
CAUGCGUGCAUCAUCCAUCUGGCUUUCUUUCUGUGUCAUUUAAACACACUUGUCUCACAAAGACAUUUCUCGCUGAAUUCCUGCUGUAAAGGAAUAUAUACAACCCAACUCAGUGGAGAUAUCUAGAUUUUUCCGAGUUAAAGAGGAAGCCAGUGCUGUUGAGUUUCAAGAGGCAGUCACAGGUAUCAAUAAAUGAAUCCAGACACUCAGAUGUGUUGAGUUAAUGUGAAAGUAUUUUGGCUGUAAGUCCCGUUUAUCUGCUUCUGAGCAAAUCAGUGCAGGAAAAGAAGUGAAUAAGGAGCCAACAUAGCAGCUGAGUUUUCCUGUUGCCAAGGAUGUCAAUUGACACUCUACAGCCGUCUCGGCGAUUAAUGAGGUUGGCUGGAACUCCUGGCACCCAAAGUCGUAACACAGAGAUCCAUUGUCCAGUCCAAUCAUUUCCUGGGAUGCGAAAACCGAGUGCAGUAGAACGCCUGGAAGCAGACAAGGCCAAGUAUGUCAAGAGCCAACAGGUGGCUUUGAAGAAGCAUCAGCCAGUCACUUGUCCCUCCAGCAACAGCCAAAAUGGACCAGGUACUCAACAGCCAACAAGAAAGUUACCUGUGAGACCCAGUGAGUCUGAGACUUCACCCUUUAAUCUGGAGCAUCUUUGCAAACUGAUCGAUGGUGUUAGUGAUUCAACUGUGCCAGUUGUUUCGCAAUCCAACAGCACUUGGAAAGCCCAGGAUGAUACUGACCCAUGCAAGCCCCUUUUCCCAACUCUCCAACUGAGUGCAAUGGAAGAACCUCCUGUUGGGUCGACUACAACAAGUCAAGUAAAAGCUGCAGUAGAGGCUUUAGGAACUAAUGGAGGUCCUAUCAUGACAGUGCGGAGAGUCGAUGUCAGGCCACAGUUACCUCAAAUGAGGAUGGCCAGUAGACCACAGCUGCAGAGCCGUCCACCGGUGCAGGUGCCCACGCCGCAGGUCCCAACGCAACUUCUGCGCUUGCUUAGACCCUACACACAGCCAAAUCAAAACCCAAUUGGCUUCAAACGGCUUCAUAAUGUUACGAAUGUCACUCGAGGACCUAUUAAACCACCAAGCAGUCCUGCCCCAAUGUCACCUACCUCUAAAUCUCCAUUGAGCCCAUUCAGUUCUUUACCUUUUCCCUUAAAACCAAACACUGAACCAGCAUCAUGUGCACCUCCUGCCCCUCUUACUCCAAACCCAGUAGCUCCGUUCCUGGUCAAAAAUGAUUUCCAAUCACCACCAUCUCCAGCCAUCACUCGCCAUUCCUCAGCAAGCUUCAGGAAGCGUCCUUCACUGACGCGUUCAAAAUCAGAUGUCAGCGACUGCUUUUCGCGAGCAGGGGCGGAGCUUGAACGCUUCUUUAAUUAUUGUGGCCUAGACCCAUCAGAUUUAGAGGAGCUAGCAAGACCAGGUUCCGACAUUGUGUCUGUUUCACGCCUCCGUAGUGCCAGUGCGCCGGCAUCUGAGCGCACGGCUAAUAGCGAUGAGGAGGAAGAGGCAGCAAAAGAUGAACGUCCUGUUUACGGUGUUUCCAUAAUUGAGAGAAAUGCACGAGUUAUCAAGUGGCUUUAUGGAAUGCGCCAAGCCAAAGAAAGUACCAAGGUGGCCAACAUGUAACUACAAGGGACUAACAUACAACCACAAUCCCGAUUGAAAUCAAAUAUAUCAACUUUGGGCUACAAUGCGCAAAAGGACAGUAUGUUGUACAAAGAGCUUCCUUUGCCUUACUCGUUCAGUAUUUGUCUUCUUGUUAUUUGUUAUCACUGGUUGUAGAGUUAAAUCCGCUGCGCAUUCAGUGCAGUUUAUAAUGGCCAAAGCUUGGUGGUAAUCUGGUGUUCUCAAACAGUGACAAUGCAUACAUGUAUUUUUGUGGUGACUGCCAAUAAGCUCGUAAACACAAAGCUAUUUGUUGCAGUUCAAGUAUCUUUUUCCGCAACGACAGGUUUACUUCUAAGGCCGGUUUAAAUGUUAGCAGAAAUUUUGGCAGAAAUAUCCAAAAUUGAUGGUAUUUCUGUCGUGGCUCGCAAUAAAAAUUGCAUUUAAUGUGGCCCUUUUUUGCAGCUAAUAAUGAAGAUUUAAGUCUUGUUUUACUAUCUUGUACAUGUAAUGAUUAAUAUGUAAACAUUGCCAUCGUUUAUCGAGGUGUUAAAACUCCUAGGUUUUCAUACUCACCACAAAUAUUUUUUCAUAAAAUAAAAUACUUUUUUAUUUUUUUUAUUGUGAACGCAAUGUUUGCCCUCACACUACUCUACAUUUAUAGUUGAUGGUUUGUCAUCAAAUGACAUUCCAAAACCACAGAGGAGGUUGACAGAAUUGAACUUACAAAAUAGCAGUUUUGGGUUCGAGUCCACCUUAGUCGAAGUUUUUAAACAAUCGAGUCCGAGUCCAAAAGGAGCUGAGUCGGACUCAAGGCUGAGUCCAUAGCAGGCAGUGUCCGAGUCGAGUCUGAAUGAAUCUGUUCAUGAAUCUGAAUUAAAAUUGUAACUGUAAACUCAACAUCAAUAUUUUAAGCUUAUUUUAACCUUCACAACUAAGAAAAAACUAUUUUUUCAAUAUAAAUAUAACAAACACACCUCUGUUGCCUUUCAUACAUAUAUAUUUUAUGAUUAGUAUCCUGUUGAACACACUUCAAAGUGGUUUCAGAAUUAAAGCAUAUGCUUUAGGUGUAUGAAGAAAAAACUGUCCUUCAACACAGUUCUUGUUGCGUUCUGUUGACAUUUAAAUAAUUUGUUGCUUUUUCUCCUCCACUCAAACAUAGACUAAAGAAAGUGAAAGCUGUGUUAGUCAUUACAACCAGGGUUAUUAUUGUUUCAAAUGUUAAUUUAGUUUUUAUUUCUACUUCAUUUUCAAUUUGUCCUUUCAAAUUUAGUUUGAUCUCUAUCUGCCGACUGAUUUGGGAAAAUACAUACAAAUGAGUCAACACAGUAGUAAUUAGCACUCGCCGAGAAGUUAUAUCUCAUGAUUUGACUGCAAACGCUACAUCCAAAAACACUGGAAAAGCCCACUGCUAAUAUAAGGUCCAUUUAACACGGAUAUGACAGUAUUGUUUAGUUAAUUCAUGGAAAACGCUGCUCGUACACCUGAAACCCUGAUGCGUUUGUGUGCGUCUCGCAAUAGCUGCCGUCGAAGAUCUUUUUUUAAUAUAUAUAUAUAUAUUUGCUUGAGCGGAAGCCGCGUUGGUCUGCAAUUGUUAUGAAAUCUUUAAAUACCAACCAAAGUAAAUUUCACAGAGCUCUUUUACAACUGUCCAUUCUUUGGUUUCCCUGCAUCUUCCGCAGAUUUCAGUUCUUCCCAACAGUGGCUAUAUGAUAUUGACAUCCAGCUUUUGACACUUAGGACAAUUGAGGGACUCAUACACAACUAUUACAAAAGGUGCAAUGAUUCAUUGAUGCUCAAGAAGGCAACACAAGAACCAAGAACAAAGGGGAUGCAAACUUUUGGACAGGAUGAUUUGUGUAAAUUAGAGUAAAUUUUGUUAUGUAGCUUCUGAAGAGCAGUACUGCAUAAAAAAAUAAGAUCUUUUAUUUCUUAUAUUUGUAUAAAUUCUGAAAGGGGUGUGAAAACUUACAAAACAAAAGGGACAUGUAGAAUUCUGCACUUAACUGUAUAUAUAGUUUGUGAAAAUGUAUAUUUUAUUUUAUAUUUUGUUUUUCAAGAUUUAACCACAUUUGACCUUUUUUUAAAUAUAAAAAUUCCAUGUAGCCAAUUCCAUCCAUAUGAUGUCAUAUUGCAUGUUUAAUGAUAAAAUCUCAUGUCAGGUACACAUUUUAACACAAGGUGCACAACAUUAGAACCUAAAAUUAAAAAUACAACCCCCACAUCUAAACAUUUAAGUGCUUCCCUAAUGGAAAAUCCAGCUUUAGCUGGUAGCUGUGUUUUGGAACAUGGUAGCUGGAUUCUAGCUUGUCCAAGCUGGUCAUGAGCUGGUCCAAGCUGGUCUAGCUGGUCUAGCUGGUCAUUAGCUGCUCCAUGCUGGUAGACCAGCUACCAGCUUGCCAUACCAGCUCAUGGUGGUCAAGCUGGUUUUUGGAACAUGGUAGCUGGUCGACCAGCUAAGGACCAGCUUAGACCAGUUCAUUGCCAACUUGGGCCAGCUCAUGACCAGCCUGAACCAGGGGAUUUCUAACUUGUGCUGACUGACAGAACGACAAAGAGUGCGAGCGCAAAGCACAUGACAUCACUGCCAUGGUAACCAGAUACAUUUCAGCUUAUUAGCUGAAAGACUAAAAUGAAAGUAUCUUGUAUCAUGUCAAAUCAACAUGCUAAGCAACGAAAUUGCUUCACUUCUCUGCAAACGAUACCAGAGACAAUAGCGAGAAGAACAAUGAGGAUAUUUAAUUUAAGAAGAAAAAAAUCAAUGAGCCUACCAGCUGAAACCGGGAUGUAAUUACAUUUUUUAGAGAACUUUCAGGACACUGGUACACACCACUACAGCUGCAUGCAGACAGAGAUGUGUUCAUUUAUUUCUGUUUUUGUUAUUUUAGUUUUGAUUUUGAUUUUUCAUUGCAUCACAAAUGCCAGGGACUCAGCUGGACUCGGAAAAAAAUCCCGAGUCCGAAAGGCUCGAGUCCGAGUAAAAAUGCAUCCGAGUCUGUGACAACUCCAAGUCCAUUAAAAUUGGUGUCCGAACUCGAGUACCCCAACUCUACAAAAUUUUGUUGACCAAUAUACCGAACUUAUCUUAAAGAAUUAAACCUGCAUGAUUUAAAUAAUUCAAAAAGUAAUUUACACUGCAGUAUUUUUGUGUUGUCAUUUUAUUUUAUUUUAUAAAAUAUUUCACCUUAAAAACAUACAGUAUAGUUGUUUGUAUUGGUGUGGUGUCCACACUGGUGUUUCCUCUGGUAAUUAAGAUAGCAUUUAAAAGAACACAACAUUUGAAGGUCAACUUUUUUCUGUUACGCUUUCACUUUAUCAUCAUUUCCUGUUAUUUUGGACAGGAAAACCACUAUGCAGAUACUUUUUUAGAGAGUAGUUUUGACCUUACUAUAUUUUCAUCAAACUUCAGGAAACAUGACUCUUCUCUAGUGGCCACUCCAUGUCGCUCUGAAUAGUUUCUGUAUACGUUGUCAUUUAUCAGACUCUUUUAGCUUCUUACAGGACUGUCUGCCUGAAACAACUUGGAUUUAUGUGUCUUCCUCAAGGACACAGUUAAGAAAUGGGAUACCUGCAACUCCUGUUCAUGGGUUAGUUUUUCUUAGGAGUGAAACUGAGCUUUUGCCUAUUAGCCCAGAUUUACAACAGUGCACUUCCUUCACCCGCAUAUACAUUAUUUUGCAGUCAAAACAUUCUAAAGGAAUGCGAUAAGACAUUUGAACAGGAUUCCUAUUGGAAUUUCCAUCAUCAUUUUGAACAAAUGCCAAAGGUUCUUAAAAGGAAUUUUCUUAUAAGAUUCCAACAUCAAGCACAAACUAGAUUUUCUAAAACACAUGGUUCCCAACAAGACUACUAUCAAUGCCAAAUGGAAGGUUUGGGAUACAGAAAUUAACUCAAACAUCAAUGUAAUUUACAUGAUCUUUCCAAACAUAACAUUAGGUUUGUUCGACUUUAUGCAGUGCUGCGCAGACCGAUCGGCACUGUACUUGAAGCAGUGCAUGUCGUUUAGGAAUUUUGUCCAACUUGAACCGGCGCCACCACUGUGUCACUGUUACGUAUGCCAUCAAAGUACCGCGAGAGCAAUUCGAGAGCAGCCGGUUGGUGCAGUCACUCCAGAGCAGCUGCACAAGCUCUGAUGACGACACAGCUCAUUCACGAUUGGCCAGACUCACAACGUGACACGUGUUUGAUGGGCUGCGGUCGCAAUUGCAUACUUCACAUAGUACUUUCCUACUUCUGCUAUGUCAUUUAUAAGAGUAGAGUGGUAGUAUGCCAUUAUCAUGGUGUUUAUUCUGACACGUCCAGUUCUGCGAAAACUCUCACAACAUGUGUUUUUAUAACAGUACAUCAUGUUUAUAUCAUGCUAAUGAUGCUAUAUUAUGUUUGUCAUAGUAAUAUAAUGUUUUUUCAUAAAACAUUUUUAAAAAAUUCAAAAUGAUUAAAAAUACUGACUCCUUUAUUGGACUUUCUUCUUAUACAAACAACAGGCACUGUAUUAAGCAGCACAUAACCUUUUCAAACGAACAAUGUUUCUGGUUAUUUUCAAACAUCUGUCUGUCUAUCUGAAUUCCAGUUCAUCUGUAAUAAAGAAAGCAAACAUCGUGUGAUCUUCCGUGACUGGUGUGGGUUUAGCAUGUGACUGGAAGCACAAAGUGUCCGGCGUGGCUGCACUCUUUUCAACUCAUCAACCGACUGCAACCGGCAAAUCUCGCCGAUCGGCAAAUCGAGAUGCAGUUCAAGUCGAACACACCUAUUUGGUUCACUGGUCAUCAUGAGUAAGGGUGUGUGUCUUACAAUCCACUCAAGGUUCAU